CCCAACGGAUAGGCAUCGUAUAUUACGUAGUCGUUGGCGUGCACCGGUGUUGGGUUCGUCCGUCGAAAGUUUGAAGUUCGACGGCCAAUAAUGGAGUGAAAAAUUAUAAAAAGAAAAAGAGGCCAUGUUAUUACUGAGUCAACUCGUUCCUACUCUUACUCACUCAAUUCAACUCAACCCCAAACAACACAAAAAUCUCUUCUUCCCCAGAGCUCUCAAGCCCUCCUUCUCGCCCGAGUCUCACUCCCACCGGCUCACCCUCUCGCAGACCCUUCAGUCCCAAACCCUCGAAAUCCUCGAAUGGGCCUCCGUGUGCAAUCAGCUCUCCGCCUUCACAUCCACCUCCAUGGGCCUUUCCACCUCACGGAAGGCCGGCAUUCCCUUGGGCCGCUCCAGGGAGGAAAGCCAGAAGCUUCUGGACCAGACGACGGCGGCGGUCGCAGCCAUGGAGAUGAUGCGUCAUCGGCCGCUGGAUUUCUCCGGGAUCAAGGAGGUCUCGGGAAUUGUUAAUUCGGCGGCUUCCGGCGAGUUGCUCACCGUUAAGGAGCUUUGUGCGGUGAGAAGGACGCUGAGUGCGGCGAGGGGCUUGUUCGAGAAGUUGGAGGACUUGGCUAUGAGUGAAGUCUGCAGGGAAAGGUUAUUGCCACUCCUUGAAAUACUUAAAAAUUGUGAUUUCCAAGUGGAGCUGGAGCAAAAGAUAGGAUUUUGCAUAGAUUGCAAUCUUUCAAUUAUCCUUGACCGAGCAAGUGAUGAUUUGGAAAUGAUUAGAUCAGAAAGGAAAAUGAACAUGGAAAAUCUUGAUUCUUUGUUGAAGAGAGAGUCAACCCGGAUUUUUCAGGCUGGUGGCAUUGAUAGUCCUUUAGUAACCAAGCGGCGGAGUAGGAUGUGUGUGGGUAUAAGGGCUUCACACAGAAAUUUACUUUCUGAUGGUGUAGUUUUAGAUGUUAGUAGUUCUGGUGCAACAUACUUUGUAGAACCUAAAGAGGCAGUGGAGUUGAAUAACAUGGAAGUUAGACUUUCAAAUGCUGAGAGGGCCCAGGAGAUAGCCAUUUUGAGCUUGGUUACAUCUGAAAUAGCAAAAUCCAAAAUAGAGAUAAAGUAUUUGUUAGAUAAAAUCCUGGAAGUUGAUCUUGCUUUUGCUAGAGCUGGUUAUGCCCGGUGGAUAAAUGGGGUUUGUCCAACUUUUAGUCCAGAGGAUAGUGAGGUCUUAGAUUUUGACAAAUCAGAUUAUGCUAUGUCCGUGGAUAUUGAUGGAAUACAACAUCCUUUGCUGCUUGAGUCCUCUCUUAAAAGUUUUCCCUAUGCCCUCAUGUCUGAUUCUGAAAAUUCUGUUCAUUCUAUAGAAGAAAAUGGCAAAAUCCAUUCCGGAAAGCUUUCAAAGGGCAGAUCUAGUUUUCCUGUGCCAAUAGACAUCAAAAUUGGUUGCGGAACUAGAGUAGUCGUGAUCUCAGGACCCAAUACUGGAGGGAAAACUGCUUCCAUUAAAACUUUGGGUCUGGCAUCUAUCAUGUCCAAGGCUGGCAUGUACCUUCCUGCUGAAAAUCAUCCAAAGCUUCCAUGGUUUAAUCUUGUCCUAGCAGAUGUUGGAGAUCAACAGUCUCUGGAACAAAAUCUCUCGACUUUUAGUGGGCACAUAUCGAGGAUCAGUAACAUCUUGGAAGUGGUUUCAAAAAAAUCACUUGUCCUCCUUGAUGAGAUUGGUGGUGGAACUGAUCCUUCAGAAGGUUUGGCUCUAUCUUCCAGCAUCUUGCAGUAUCUCAAAGAUCAUGUUAACUUGGCUGUUGUAACUACUCAUUAUGUGGAUUUAAGUCGCCUGAAAGAAAAGGAUAACCGGUUUGAGAAUGCAGCUAUGGAAUUUUCUCUACAAACCUUACAACCUACCUAUCGGAUCCUUUGGGGAAGUAGUGGUGAUUCAAAUGCAUUGAAUAUUGCAAAGACAAUCGGUUUUAAUGUUGAUAUAAUCAAACGUGCAAAUGAAUGGAUGGAGAGUUUAAUUCCAGAAAAGCAGCAGGAACGGAAAGGUUUGCUAUAUUGGUCAUUGAUGGAAGAAAGAGACAGACUGAAAGCUCAGGCUAAGAAAGCUGCAUCUCUUAAUGCAGAAAUUAUUGACCUUUAUCAUGAGAUCCAUGAUGAGGCGGAAGAUCUUGAUACACGGAAGACAGCUCUGAUGACAAAAGAAACCUUACAGAUCCAGGAUGAGGUGAAAACUGCAAAAUCUAAAAUGGAAACUGUGCUGCAGGAGUUUGAAAGUCAACUCAGAACUGCCAGUUCUGAUCAAUAUAACUUGCUGAUUAGGAAAUCUGAAUCUGCAAUUGCAUCUAUUCUUGAAGCUCACUGUCCUGACGAUGAUGAUGAUACUUCUGACAGUGAAUCAGAUUCGAAUUCAUUUACACCACAAGUUGGAGAGCUAGUUAGUUUGAAGGCACUCAGGGAUAAGUUAGCAACUGUAGUGGAAGCUCCUGGAGAUGAUGAGACAAUCCUUGUACAAUAUGGUAAAAUCAAGGUGCGUGUGAAGAAAAGUGACAUCAGAGCUAUUCCUAGUCGCAACAAGAAAUCUGUUACUGGUUCUUCUCCACGUUUAAAGCGGCAGGUUCGACAGAGCAGAGAAUUCAAGAGUCAUUCGGGGGGCAGCAAAGAUGAAGAAGUUUCUUAUGGUCCAGUGGUACAGACUUCAAAGAACACUGUAGAUCUGCGUGGUAUGCGGGUAGAGGAAGCUUCUUACCAACUGGAAAUGGCCAUCUCUGCUAGAGAGUCUUAUUCUGUUCUCUUUGUCAUACAUGGGAUGGGCACUGGGGCUGUUAAGGAGCGCGCCAUUGAAAUCUUAGCAAGCCACCCUCGAGUGGCUAAGUAUGAACAGGAAAGUCCAAUGAAUUAUGGUUGUACAGUUGCUUACAUCAAGUAAAAUGUCACUUCAUAUGUCUGAUGACCUUUUUUUUCGUACAUAUCAUUUGCACCAGUUUUGAUUUCUUUACGUACAUGGGAUUAGAUUCCCUUGAUCAUUUAUUGGGAUUGGAUUCCCUUGAUCAGUUGUUGAGGUGAAAUACGGUAACUGUGAUAUCUUAGGCCAUCUUAAUAUCAUAUUAUUUAAAUUUUUUUUUA
This is a messenger RNA of Ziziphus jujuba (common jujube), 3099 nucleotides long. RefSeq lists its product as uncharacterized. NCBI's taxonomy places the organism in Eukaryota, Viridiplantae, Streptophyta, Magnoliopsida, Rosales, Rhamnaceae. The coding region runs from base 125 to 2902 and encodes 925 amino acids. Gene Ontology annotation, biological process: mismatch repair; negative regulation of DNA recombination. The record is from RefSeq and is a predicted model, not a curated record. Gene Ontology annotation, molecular function: mismatched DNA binding; ATP-dependent DNA damage sensor activity; endonuclease activity. The transcript is spliced from 5 exons.